AUGACUCCGAUGAAAGAGGCAUCGCCACCAGUAUCGGCGAUGGCCACUCCGACGAACAGCAGUGGAAAUCUCGUCGACGAAUUCGAAGAAGCCUUUCAACAUUGCUUGAACGUCCUAACCAAAGAAGAGGCCUUGCCCACUUCCGAUAAAGAUGAAAUCAAAGUAGAAGUAGAACAAACGACGCUCCGCUUCAUAGAUUUAGCCAGGCAAAUGGAGGCCUUCUUCCUCCAGAAAAGGUUCUUAUUAUCGGCACUAAAGCCCGAAAUGAACGUCAAAGAGGACAUUAGCGAACUCCGCUUAGAAUUAGGACGCAAAGAGGAACUGCUAAAGAGACAUUAUGAUAAAAUUCAAGUGUGGCAAAACCUCCUGGCCGAUUUGCAGAGUUACUCGAAGAGCCCGGCUCAAGGCAGCGGAACACCAGGUGGGGGAUCGAUACCUCCGUCUCCGUUGCCCAGCAUCCCCGGUAACCAGACGCCCAAUCAGAUGAUGCCCAGCAUAUCGGCCACAAUGCAACAGCAGCUCCAGCAACAGCAGCAGCUGCAACAGCAACAACAACAGUUGCAGAUGCAACAGCAAAUGCAGCAGAUGCAGCAGCAACAAUUGCAACAAAUGCAGGUGGGUCCAGGUCUAAGCGGCGGCGGCGUAGGCCCGGGUAUGAUGUCCCCCCAGCAGGCCCUCUUCAUGCAACAACAAGGCAUGGGCUCGUCGAGGGGCCCCUUCGGGCAACAGGCGCCCGGCGGCGUCCUGCAAGGCCCCCUCGCCUACCUGGAGAAGACCACUAGUAAUAUAGAUUUCGCAGGCAUAACCGAUGGCCGCAGGUGACGCGGGCGCGGGAGGGGGCGCGGCAGAGGCAGGGGCAGAGGCAGAGGGCGCGGCCGCGGCGGCGGCACCUUGCCCGAUUACGUCUCUCCCUAAUACCCCCUCCCCGACCGGGCGUCUUCGAUGCUCGGCGACGAUCCGGCCGGUUUCAACGCGAUGCUCUUGGAGGAGGAAGUCCUGGCGGCGACGAUGGGUGGAAACGUCUUCUCCGAGAUGUACGCUUGAUGAUACCGGUUUUUUUUUUAAUUUUUUUCGUACGGUCGAUUACGACGCGUUGUAUCGAUUAUGUUAGAUUCGAUUGGUAGGCGUAGAGUAUAGGAAAUUUAGAAGAAUCGUAAUCGAACUAACGUUAUUCGAUUUAUUAUUUUUUUCAUGUUAUAACGACUGUACGAACCGCGGCCGUAUAUUUAUAAGGUCUGGAAAGUCCUCUAGGGUUCUCAAUACACUUCCGUACGAUACACGAAUAUUGAAUUAUCGUCAAAUUAAAUUAAAAUUGUCGUAAAUUACUAGCGCCCUCUGUCGAGAGUCACAUCAUACGCAACACCUCCUACUUUCCGGACCUGUUAUUAUACGACCGCGGUAUUCACUAAUUUGAUUUACGUCAUUUGAACUGUCAUUUGAAUUGAACCGAUUUUAUCGGUGUUCGCUGAUUUGAUUUUUUUUUUGAAUUAUUAAUUUCAAUGGCCAAGCAUGUGAUUUUAAAGAAAGGUUGGUCAUUAUUCGAUAUUUUUCUAAUCGAUUCUUUUAUACUUUGGUUGCGUAUUUAGCAAAAUGGUCGGCAAUAAUUUUUUCUUGUCGCUGAAAUUAAAGAAUUUUGUAUCAAAUACUCGAUCGAGCAAUAAAUCGCGCCUACUAGACAGCAAAGUAUAAAAGAAGGAAUUUACGUUUUUAUUAGAAUAGUUGAAUAUUUGUUAAUCAAUACAUUUUGGUACUAAUCAAAUACAAUCAAAAUGAUGUUAAUUAACAAAUCAUGAAGGCAAUAUAAUACAUGAUACAAGUAAAUAUGAUUUACGCUAGGUUAAUGUAAUUUUUAGUGAGUGAAUUAAUGACGAAAAGUUGUUAUCGGUCAGUACUUUUGUUAAUGUUUAUUUGUUGAAUCGUCUUGUGUAUAGUUUCUUUUUUCUGGGCGUCAAUAAGUUGCUGAAUAUCGUCGAUUAAAAAUAGGGAUAUUUAUCCUUUAAAUUUAAUUUACACUUUCCGACUUUAUCCUUUUGUUUAGAGAGCUACAUUGGACAAUUUCGAUGCAAUAAUUAAUAUUUAAAAAUCAAAACUAGACGUGUAGGUGUCGCCUAAGAGGAGCGUAUCUAAGUAUUAGCAUUUUUGGAGCCUCCUUGCCCUCCUCAGGGUACGCCUAUGCCUAUAAAUUAAUAUAGGGAAUAAACAUAUCGCUGAUAUCCUUCAGUAGACGCCCGUUUGUAAGAUAUGUUUUGAUAGGAACUUUUAUGGGUGGUGGAGUAACUUAUAUGUUUGAUAAAUGAAUAAAUGAUUCAAAGGGAUUCCAUCGAACGUAUGAUCUUUCCAAUUUUUUUAUCGAAACAAUUCGAUUAUUCCUAUUUCGUAUUUUAGCGUAUCCAAUACUUUAUAUUAUAAAAUAUUUGCAGGGUAUACUAAUUUUUAAUCAACCGUUAUUAUUUUAACCGAAAAUUUCAUUUGCGAUGGAUUAGAUUUUUUUAAUGUAUUUAAGCGUAAUGGACCAUCGCGGAUGAAAUUUAAUUCUCGAUAGAUAUACAAACCUUAUUGUUAACGCAUGUGCAUGUACGUUGGAUAUUAUUUUACUACGUGUUUCUCACACACAUACAGAAUGUAAAACUGUAACUCUCCUUCACCGGCGCACUGUGAUUUUUUAUUUGUUUCCCACGCAAUUCUCCCUAUUCCGGCAAAAAACGCAACUCUACAAAAAAAAAUUCGUUUCUGUGAUUGUUACUUAGGGCACACGUUAUUGAAUAAUUUAGUUACCAGGUGUAUUCGAAUGGUUCUGUAUUGUGCUAAUUUUUUUUAGUGUAACGUUACCGAAUUUCAAAAUUGUGAUAUAAUGAAUUUAAACAAAUAAAGACACAUAGCAUACUCGUAA
Molecule: messenger RNA, 2890 nt
Organism: Phyllotreta striolata
Lineage: Eukaryota; Metazoa; Arthropoda; Insecta; Coleoptera; Chrysomelidae
Source: the annotation of a GenBank genome assembly